CAAACACGAACCACACAUUCCAUUACCCCAGUGGUAACACCACUUCCACUUACUUCACUACGUUGUAAAACCCAAAAUCCAGUUUCUAAUCCUUUUCUUUUUCUUGCAAUGGCUCUCCAAGCUGCUUCUCUUGUUCCUGCUUCUUUCUCUGUCCCUAAAGAGGGAAAGAUUGGUGUCUCUCUCAAGGACUCCACACUGUUCGGUCUUUCAUUGUCAGAACCUAUCAAGGCUGACUUCAGCUCCUCUGCAUUGAGGUGCAAGAGGGAAUCCCAGCGAAAAAUUGGUGCUGUGAGGGCGGAGACAGUGGCUACAGCCUCUCCAGCAGUCACCAAAUCUGCACCAGAAGGCAAGAAAACAUUGAGGAAAGGUAGUGUUGUGAUAACUGGGGCUUCCUCUGGAUUAGGCCUGGCCACUGCCAAGGCUUUGGCUGAGACAGGAAAAUGGCAUGUAAUAAUGGCCUGCAGGGAUUACCUCAAAGCUGCAAGAGCUGCAAAAUCUGCUGGCAUGGCUAAGGAAAAUUACACCAUCAUGCACUUGGACCUUGCCUCUCUUGACAGUGUCCGACAAUUUGUUGAUAACUUCAAAAGAUCAGAAAUGCCACUAGAUGUGUUGGUUUGCAAUGCUGCAGUUUACUUGCCAACUGCUAAGGAACCUACAUACACUGCUGAAGGCUUUGAACUUAGUGUUGGAACAAACCAUCUAGGACAUUUCCUCCUUGCACGCCUGUUGCUUGAGGACUUGCAAAAGUCUGAUUACCCUUCAAAGCGCUUGAUCAUUGUUGGUUCAAUCACUGGGAACACCAACACAUUGGCUGGUAAUGUACCUCCCAAGGCAAACCUUGGUGACUUGAGGGGACUUCAGGGUGGUUUGAGUGGGCUGAACAGUUCAGCCAUGAUUGAUGGUGGAGACUUUGAUGGUGCCAAGGCAUACAAGGACAGCAAAGUCUGUAAUAUGCUCACAAUGCAGGAAUUCCACAGACGAUACCACGAGGAAACUGGAAUCACUUUCUCAUCGCUCUACCCUGGUUGCAUUGCCACAACCGGUUUGUUCAGAGAGCACAUUCCCUUGUUCAGAACUCUAUUCCCUCCAUUCCAGAAGUACAUAACCAAAGGCUUUGUCUCAGAAGAUGAAGCAGGAAAGAGACUUGCUCAGGUUGUGAGUGAUCCAAGUCUUACAAAAUCUGGUGUUUACUGGAGCUGGAAUAAAACAUCUGCUUCAUUUGAGAACCAGUUGUCACAGGAGGCCAGUGAUGCUGAGAAGGCUCGUAGGGUGUGGGAUAUUAGUGAGAAGCUCGUUGGUUUGGCCUAAGUGGGAGCUUCCAAAAUCCAUUUUCUAUAGACCUUGCACUUCUAUGGAGGAAAAUGACGUCUCAAAAGAGUGGAUAGAUAUAUCCUACCAUUUCGAAUGCCUUAAUGUUGUUUUGUUAGCUAGGCACUUCUUUGCUUUGAUGUAGGGUGUUGAUUGUGAAUCAAGACUCAAUAAAAUCAUUCAUCCA
This is a messenger RNA of Vigna angularis (adzuki bean), 1495 nucleotides long. Its product is annotated as protochlorophyllide reductase, chloroplastic. The record is from RefSeq and is a predicted model, not a curated record. Bases 109 to 1308 code for a protein of 399 amino acids. Gene Ontology annotation, molecular function: protochlorophyllide reductase activity. Lineage: Eukaryota; Viridiplantae; Streptophyta; Magnoliopsida; Fabales; Fabaceae. The transcript is spliced from 5 exons.